Messenger RNA from Suillus bovinus, 1593 nucleotides. RefSeq lists its product as uncharacterized. The record is from RefSeq and is a predicted model, not a curated record. Lineage: Eukaryota; Fungi; Basidiomycota; Agaricomycetes; Boletales; Suillaceae. Gene Ontology annotation, molecular function: dioxygenase activity. The transcript is spliced from 12 exons. Bases 420 to 1394 code for a protein of 324 amino acids.
GUGUCGGACAUCCCUCGUAAUCGAUAUUUGCGUCACCCAUGCACUCGGAUCCAUCUCUCUUCGUACACCCCCUUUCCCUUGCGCUGCUUUUUAUGGAUGCACACAACUUGGGAAGUUGGCUCCGUUUUCUGGAAUGCAGCGUUUGGUUGUGCAAUUGUCUUUUGCGCGGGGAGCUUGAUGUAAGCCUACUGUGAGAUCCCCUAUUGCAAUUGAGUUUCUGGGGAACUGUUUGAGGGGCAACAUGAAAAUGCUGCCACUGCAGAGUAGAUACUACAUUUGCUAUUUUACUUUUUGUUAGACGUCACGGCAUACUUAGUUCGGAUAGCACUUACUCCGACUAUGUAUUACAUAACUUAGCAGUUGCCAACUUCAAUCAACUACCGAUUGCUACUAGUACUGCGGCCAAUUGAGAUACUGCCAUGUCAUGCGCGCCUGUAUGUGGUGGGGCAUUUGAAAGUAUUCCAAUCAUUGAUCUAGAGGAUGCGUUUAGCGAAGAUGAAGCUCUACGACGUGCCCUAGCACAACACAUUCGAAUGGCGUGUAUGGAUGUUGGAUUCUUUUAUGUCAAGAACCAUGGCAUAUCACAGCACUGUCUUGACGAAGUCCUGAGAGUGAACAAGGAGUAUUACUCGCUUCCAGCUGAGGAAAAGAUGAAACUUCAUCAUAAGACAGUACCAAAUUUCAAAGGCUAUAGCCCUCCAUUGGAAGCAAACAUCCAACCAGGGAACAAGGGCGACUUACAUGAGGGUUUUCGCAUCGGCUGGGAAGAUAAAUCUCGGGAUACGGUCGUUCAAAAUACUUCUCGCGAUGGCGUGAUGGCAGGUGCGAAUGUCUGGCCGGAUACACCUGAAGAUUUUAGAACCGUUUGCAUGAAUUAUUAUCACGCUGCCCUUGCCGUCGGAAAGAAGUUGUUUUGCCUCUUUGCGCUGGCGCUCGACCUGCCCGAAACGUAUUUCAAUGACAAGACCGUGCAUUCGGCCGCUACCAUGCGUACCCUCCACUAUCCGCCUCAGCCAGAUGCUCCAGACGAUAAGAUACUGGGAAUCGGAGCUCACACCGACUUUUGUUUCACGAUUCUCUGGCAACAAACAGGUCUUGAGGCUCUCCAAGUUCUGAACUCUUGUGAACAGUGGAUCAACGUACCACCGCUGCCAGGAACCCUUGUUAUCAAUCUUGGAGAUCAGUUUGCGCGUUGGACAAACGACAUUUUCAGGUCUACCGUGCAUCGAGCUGUCAACAAGAACAUUAUUGAUCGGUAUUCCAUCGCACUAUUCUUCGGCACUGACUAUGAGCCAAUCUACACCUGCGUGACAGCUGAAAGACCAGCGACAUACCCGGCCAUCACUGCUGGAGAGUACGUAAAGCAACGAUUGACGGCCAUGUAUAAUAAGUAGAUGGGUUAAGGUUUAGUGGGGGAAUCAAGUUGUUGGAUUUCAAAUGGUGACGAAAUGACACGUAUAUGCGUGAAAUUAUAUAUUAUUUUGGCUUAUGGAAAGUCGACCAUUAUAAUUACAAGUAUGCUAACUACUAUUGGAGCAUUUCGAUGAUUAGUACAAGUAACUCGGAGCUUUAUCUUAUCUCGUUCGGGACAAU